GUAGACUCACUAUAGAGACGCUCAAUUCACAGCUAUAAAGACCAGUCUUAAAGAAAUCGUUCAAGGCGAAGGUUGUGUACUUUGGCAGUUUGCAAAAAAACCGGGGCUUGUAAAAAGUGCAAUUAAAAGAAGAAGAAAAAACAUAGUUUUUUAGUCACAGUUAUUAAAAGUCGCAAACAGACAAAAAUGGAAGGAAAGACCGUUCUAAUCACAGGUGCCAACAGUGGUAUUGGCAAAGAAACCACCCGCGAUUUGGCUAAGCGUGGAGCUCGCAUUAUCAUGGCGUGCCGAAAUUUAGAAACUGCCAAUGCCGUGAAAGAGGAAAUUUCCAAAGAGACCGGCAACAACAAAUUGAUUGUGAAGAAACUUGAUUUGGGUAGUCUGCAAUCUGUUCGCGACUUUGCUGCUGACAUUUUGAAAACCGAAAAGAAAAUCGAUGUUCUUAUUCACAACGCUGGUAUGGCUUUGGCAUUCCGUGGCCAAACCAGUGUCGAUGGCAUUGAAUUGACCAUGGCCACCAAUCACUUUGGACCCUUCUUGUUGACCCAUUUGCUCAUUGACUUAAUGAGGAAGAGUGCUCCAUCUCGUAUUAUUAUUGUUGCAUCUGAACUGUAUCGCUUGGCCUCAGUUAACGAGAACAACUUGAACCCAAUUGGCUCAUUCCCAGCUGCCUACUUGUAUUAUGUAUCCAAGUAUGCCAAUAUAUUCUUCGCACGCGAAUUGUCCAAACGUAUGGCUGGCAGUGGUGUGACCGUUAACUUCUUGCAUCCCGGUAUGAUUGACUCCGGUAUUUGGCGUAAUGUUCCUUUCCCAUUGAACUUACCCAUGAAGGCCAUCACCAAGAGCUUCUUCAAGACCCCUAAGGGAGGUGCCCAAACAACCAUCUAUUUGGCCACCUCUGAUGAAGUGGCCAAUGUCAAUGGAAAAUACUUCAUGGAUUGCAAAGAAGCAUCUUUGAAUCCCGCCGCCUUGGAUGUUGAGAAGGGCAUGAAAAUUUGGGAAGAAUCAGCAAAAAUUGUCAAAUUGACUCCACAAGAUCCCAAGAUCGAACCUAAACACAGUAUCCUAGACUAGUGAGCGAUAUUUGGUAACAUUUAAUUAAGGUUGUAAGGUUCUAAAUGCGUGCUUGUGGUAUCUACAGUCUAUAACUUACAAAAAUACUUUAAGUUCUUUUAUAAUGUCUUUUUUAAAUAAACUACAUCAAAAUAUUUAAAA
This is a messenger RNA of Stomoxys calcitrans (stable fly), 1215 nucleotides long. RefSeq names its product retinol dehydrogenase 14. The record is from RefSeq and is a predicted model, not a curated record. Bases 187 to 1074 code for a protein of 295 amino acids. Lineage: Eukaryota; Metazoa; Arthropoda; Insecta; Diptera; Muscidae. The transcript has 3 exons.